This is a messenger RNA of Malus domestica (apple), 1001 nucleotides long. RefSeq lists its product as uncharacterized. NCBI's taxonomy places the organism in Eukaryota, Viridiplantae, Streptophyta, Magnoliopsida, Rosales, Rosaceae. The record is from RefSeq and is a predicted model, not a curated record.
GACUUAGUAGUUUUUAGGGUUAACAGUGAGGUUCAAAUCUGGUUCGCUCGCUCUCUCUAUAUAUAUCUAUCUUGCAGGCAAGAAUCAUCCAUGGAGGAAGAUGAGAGCGAGAUCGGCGAAGCUGCGACGACAGAACACCUUGCAGCCGAAGGUGCCGUUGAAGUGGAAGAUGAGAGCGAGAUCGACGAAGCUGCAAUGACGGAACAUCCCCAAGGUACGGUUGAAGUGGAAGAGGAAGAGCAGAGCCAAAUAGACGAAGCGAGGAAGACGGACUAUCGUAAGCCGAUGCACAACCUUUGGCCAAGCUGCCCGAGAAGAGGAAAAGGUCCUGCUUGUGCUUGGCUACUGACAGUCAAAUAAGUGCAGUGAUGGAUCAUAUGAGGCUGUUGUUGAACAACUACGUAACCUCUACAUGUACGCGGUCGAUCCCCGUCUUCCGUUAGGAGGUUCAUGGGUUUGUUUGACAAAACUAUACGCCAACGAUUGGAGCGGUAAUUGCACGAAUGGUUACCGUAUGUCAUACACCGCAACUGGGAGUAUUAGAACAACCAAGAUGUCCGGCACCUUUUAGAUCCAAUAGCAGAUACAAUACCUAUCAGGAACCACAUCAAAACAUGGGAGGAAUGCCUCAAGUUCUCGAUGGAGCCUAAGUCUACAUCAAUCUUCAAGAUCUUGUCACCCAAAAGAAGAACGAGAUUGAUUCAUCCACUGGAUCCAAUUCCGCUGCUGACUACCUAUAAGAUACGUACAUUCCAUAUUACCUAUAGCUGCCAAAUCACACCGUGUGUGUAUAUAUACAUAUAUCAACUACAUAGCUAUAUGGCUGAGCCUCAAUUGUCCCACUGUUUUAACUACCAGCUAGCCUAUAACAGCUAAACAAUAUGUGCAUACAUAAUCUGGAUGAGUUCUUGUAUCAUCCAACAUAGUAAUAGCUUUUGGUUACUGCUAGCAACCAACCCACUCCAACCGAGUGUUUUCAGCAAGUCCUUUUGACUCGUGCU